Molecule: messenger RNA, 2298 nt
Organism: Apis cerana (Asiatic honeybee)
Lineage: Eukaryota; Metazoa; Arthropoda; Insecta; Hymenoptera; Apidae
Product: odorant receptor 4-like
Biological process (GO): detection of chemical stimulus involved in sensory perception of smell; sensory perception of smell
Cellular component (GO): plasma membrane
Molecular function (GO): odorant binding; olfactory receptor activity
Source: RefSeq, a predicted model, not a curated record
CUUCAACUACGAAAAAAUAUCUUUUUUAUGAAUUUUUGCAUUCAACUAAGACAUCUAACUUAAUCUUUAUCAAUAGAUUGCACAUUGUACAACACAUGUCAGUAUUGUCAACGAACUGAAACGUAAACAUACGGAUUAACCGUUGCCAACAGGCAUUAUUAUGGCAACAGGGUAUACAUAUCGAUCGACGCAUAUCAUCUGUACAUCAUAUGUAUACCAUUCAGUCGUUUCUGCAACUUCAUUGAGGAAAGACGAUGGCGGAUGACAUUACCGCAAUUCAGAAAAAGUUUGGCAGUCUGAACGAAUACAACAUACAACUGAACAGAUGGCUUUCGAAAACGAUAGGCGUAUGGCCACUUCCAUCGUCCACUUCGAAAUUCGAAAAGAUAAUGACCAAGAUUUUAAUUCUUCUCUGUUGGAUCAUCGCGCUAUUCAUCAUAACAUCAAGCGUGUUACAUUUUAUUUUUGUUAAAGAGGAUAUUAUUACAAAAUUGAAAAUGAUUGGUCCUAUAAGUUAUUGUAUUGGCGGAGGGCUUAAUUACGCAAUAUUAUUGUUUCUUAAAGAUGAUAUACGUUAUUGUAUUGAGCAUAUAGAAGCCGAUUGGGAAACUAUCACAAGGACAAAUGAUCGGCAAGUAAUGUUUAAAAACGCAAAAAUUGGUCGCAUCAUUUCCGGUUGCAUCGCGAGCUUCAUGCAAGUUAGUACACUUUGUUUCGGCAUCGUAUUUGGAGUUCUCAAACAGAAAAUCAAAAUCGGCAACGAAAGUAUGGAAAUACACGUCUUACCUUUUCCAACCUACAAAAUUCCAGUUGAUACUAAUCUAGAGCACAGUAUCGUUCUUGGUUUUCAAUUUCUGACAGGAUGCAUUAUGACUGCUACCGUUAUUAUCGCUUUCAGCCUUGCUACUGUAUUUGCAUGCCACGCUGCUGGUCAGUUAACUAUAAUGGUUACAUGGGUUAAAGAAUUUGUAAAUCGGCCACAAGAAGAAAAUAAAAAUAUGCGAGUUAAUGAAAUAAGCGUGAUCAUCGAACAUCAUUUAAGAAUUCUAAGUUUCUUAGGACGUACUGAACAUCUAUUGAGUCCAAUAUGCUUCAUGGAAAUGUUCAAGAAUAUAUUAAGUAUAUGCAUGCUUAGCUAUUGCAUUCUCGUGGAAUGGUCUGGACGUGAUAUUAAAGCUCUCAGUGCAUACACUUUUUCAGUAAUGAAUAUAACUUUAAGCACAUUUUUAAUAUGUUAUAUCGGUGAAGUAUUAACUGAAAAAUGUAAGGAAAUUGGUAACAUGGUCUACAUGACAAAUUGGUAUCGAUUAUCUGAUAAAGAUAUUCUUAAUCUGAUUAUGAUUAUUACACGAUCUAGUGUAGAAUACAAAAUGACUGCCGGAAAAAUAAUUGAUAUGUCGGUGAUCACAUUUGGUAAUCUAGUAAAAACUAUUUUUGCAUAUUUAAAUAUAUUACGCCAAAUGACAAUAUUGUAAAGUGCACAUGUAUUAAGCAUAUAAAAAAAAUAUAUUGAAUAUAUAUUUCAAAACAAAUAUUGCACAUUAAUAAUAAUAUUCAAUUAAAAUUGAAAGUAUAAAAACUAUUUUUUAUAUCUAUAAUGAUUGAAUGUAUGUCACAUCUUUUAAAAAAUCAUGAAUUAUAAUUUUAUAAUAGAGUUACAUGUACAGCAUAUAUUUGAAUGCAAAAAAAUUUCAAAAUAAUUGCUUCAUUGAAAUAAAUGCUUAAAAUCAUAAUAGUGACAAUCGUAUUAUAUUACAAAUCAAUUAUCUUUCUUUCUUAAGAUGUGUUUUAAAAUAUAUUGCAUUAUAAUUCUCCAAAAAAAUAAGCUUAGAAAAAAUAAUAAAAUAAAAUAUUAAUAAUUUUAAUUUAACAUUAGCACAUUUCGAAAUCAUUUGCCGAUAUCAUAUUCGAAAACGUACAGUUUAUUUUCUUUUGAACACACAUUGUCCAAUUCAUAUUAUUAAUUAUAAAAAAUUUGAAAUACUUACAUAAAUUUAAAGUUAUAUCAGCUGUGCUGCUUUUACGUAAUAUCCCGCAAGAUUCAUUUAUAUUAUGCAUCUUUGCACAAAACAAUGAAAUCGAUAACAAAAUCCUAAGUCUUUUAUCUACCGUGGAUUUCUCGAUCUAGUCCCUUCUUCAAAAUUUUGCAAUUGAUGCAAUGCUUGGUUCAAUGAUGAUCUGUCAUCAUUGAAUACUUGCAAUUUGAUGAAAAAUUUUUUGCGCAAAGAUAUAGACAAUUUUGAAUUCUUAUGAAGUUGUAAAAAAUUGUUGAUGAACUGAAAAGAGACAAAAAUAAUG